CGGAAAUUGAGAGGAACUGAGGAAGAGCAAAAGCUUCUUCGAAACUAUGGAGUGUGCCGGGAAGAGACAGGGGACUCGGUGCACAGGACCAGUCACAAGAAGAUGUGCUCGCUGUGGAGCUGUUGCUUAUUGCUCUGUUUCUCAUCAGAUUGUGCAUUGGCCUGCUCAUAAAGAAGAGUGCGGAAGGUUGGAGCAACAUAUGAAGCAUAUGGAUAUCUUGAAUGAGUUUCCUUUCACUUUUACUCAAGAAGCAACUGUUCAGGUGUGUGAAAAGCUGGAGACUAGGUGUUCAGUCUUGAAAAAAAGAGGGGUCCAUCAAAUGGGAAUGUGGUUGUAUGAAUGUUGUUGUGGGAAUUCAGUUAUUUCCUUUGAUUGUUCAAGGUUAAAUAAUUCUUGGGAUCUCUCAAAUACCUUUUGCCCAUGUACUGAGCCUUUAUCUAUGAUAUCAAAGCAUUUAACCAGUUGGAAGGAGUACUAUGAAUGGAGGUCCAUCCCACUGCAUUCACCUGUUUCUUUGCUACUCCACCGGCCUCUUACAAUUUACUAUGCCACUCAAGUAGCUGGUUUAGGAAGGUGGACUUCUGGAAUCAGCCACAAAUUGCACAUACACUAUCUUGGCCCUGAGAAAGAGCUUCUUCAGCUUUCUGUCUUCUCAGAGUUGCAUGCACUUUUUCCUAAUGUGCACGUGCAUAUAGAGCUUGUUGGGCCUGCAAUUCCACAACAUAGAGAUGGUGAGAUGAUCGAGCUAUGCAAUUAUGCCCAUUGCCUUGAUAGAGAUUGCGUAUGUAAAUCCUCAAGUGAGACUGUCAGCUGGGAUGCACAUACUAGUAAACCUUCAACAGUUACAUUGCAACUUAGAAGCGGCUUUUAUCAUGACCGUUACAAGGAUAUCGCUCAGGAUUCAUCUCCGCACUUAAUUGUUGCUCCAAAUGCAGGAAUUGCUGCUUAUUCAAGCUGGCUACCAACUAUUGAGCUAAUAAAGGAUAUGGAUAUCCCAGCAGUUUUUUCCGAUUACUGCAAAGAAGCUUGUCAUCUUGGAGCUAGUUGCAUAACUGGUGUAACUGGCUGUCCUCUCAAUAUCCCUAUUCAAUUAAAUCCAUUCAGGCAACCAAUGGUGGUGGAAGACAGCGUUCUCUUGCUUCCUUGCUACUCGAAUUGCUUCCUCUACGGGAUGUCAAAGUGGUCUGUCUAAAAUUAUACCUUGUCUCGAAGACUCUGUUGGCUUCUUCAAAUAAGUCGCUGCGUCUCUCAGAUCGAAAGGACAAGUUGUCAAGGUAGACAAGAUUUGGUACGUGAUAACAUUCUCUCCAAAUGUUGAAUUUCCAGUUGCAGUUUAUGUGACAUCAAAGUGCCUGAGCAGGUCGAGAUUUGACCAAAUCGACACAAUCUCUAACGCUGUUGUGAGAUGUAAUCAAAUGUGUUGAAAUGCACGUAAAUAAUAUGUAAUCUGGUGUUUUAGAACCUUUUCAAUUAUGCUGGGGGUGUUUUUGAA
This is a messenger RNA of Prunus dulcis (almond), 1492 nucleotides long. Its product is annotated as zinc finger MYND domain-containing protein 15. The transcript is spliced from 11 exons. The record is from RefSeq and is a predicted model, not a curated record. NCBI's taxonomy places the organism in Eukaryota, Viridiplantae, Streptophyta, Magnoliopsida, Rosales, Rosaceae. The coding region runs from base 47 to 1192 and encodes 381 amino acids.